Molecule: messenger RNA, 1936 nt
Organism: Drosophila montana
Lineage: Eukaryota; Metazoa; Arthropoda; Insecta; Diptera; Drosophilidae
Gene: Fic
Product: FIC domain protein adenylyltransferase
Exons: 4
Coding region: 228-1685 (485 amino acids)
Molecular function (GO): protein binding
Source: RefSeq, a predicted model, not a curated record
UAAGAGUUACGCUCGGCCAUUUAUGUACAUUUUUCAAUAUUCAUCGUACCAGUUUGGAUAUAUGUAUUGAGCACGCUGCCAUCACCAGUAAAUGCCAUGGUAUCUAUGAAAUACGUGGUUGAUUUGUUGUUAGCACGCCCAUUAACUGCCUAAAAUGUAUAACCUGUACAAAACUAAUGUAAAACAGAAACUAGCCGACAACUAAAAUAGGCCACACAACAUUGGCCAUGGCAAAAGCCAAAGCGAAGCAGGAACCGCAACAGCAACGACAAACACUUCAGGCGACAUAUCGUUUUGUCCUGUUCUUCAUAGCUGGCAGCUUGGCAGCCUUUGCCUUCCAUGCGCUGACCUCGUCAUCGGGCUCCCUGAUGGGCUGGCGGCUACGACUGCAUCACCUGCCCACGGCCCAUUAUCUACAGACGCGCGACGAGUUUGCGGUAUAUUCGGUGGAUGAGCUUAAUGCAUUUAAGGAGUUUUACGACAAGAGCAUCAGUGACAGCGUGGGUGCCAGCUUCACGGAGGCGGAGCAGACCAACAUCAAGGAGGCAAUGGGCGCCCUGCGACUCGCCCAGGAAAUGUACAUGGCAGGAAAGGAUGACAAGGCAGCACGGCUGUUUGAGCACGCACUCGCACUGGCGCCCAAACAUCCGGAGGUGCUGCUGCGCUACGGCGAAUUUCUCGAGCACAAUCAGCGUAAUAUUGUACUGGCCGAUCAGUACUACUUUCAGGCACUCUGCAUCAGUCCGAGCAAUUCGGAAGCCUUGGCCAAUCGCCAGCGCACAGCGGACGUAGUACAAACACUGGAUGAGCGCCGUCUGAUAUCGCUGGAUGAGAAGCGCGACGCAUUGUCUGCCAUACACGAGGCCAACUCGGCACUACGUCGCGCCAAAAAGGAGGCAUACUUUCAGCACAUUUACCAUUCGGUCGGCAUUGAGGGCAAUACCAUGACGCUGGCACAGACGCGCUCAGUGCUGGAGACCCGCAUGGCUGUCGACGGCAAGUCGAUAGAUGAGCACAACGAAAUUCUUGGCAUGGACUUGGCCAUGAAGUACAUUAAUGCGAGUCUCGUGCAAAAAUUAGAAAUCACCCUCAAGGACAUUUUGGAGCUACAUCGCCGUGUGCUGGGCCAUGUGGAUCCCAUUGAAGGUGGCGAAUUUCGUCGCAAUCAGGUCUAUGUGGGCGGUCAUGUGCCGCCGGGCCCCGGGGAUUUGGCAAUUUUAAUGCAACGCUUCGAGCAUUGGCUAAAUUCCGAGCACAGCAAUUCGCUGCAUCCGGUCAACUAUGCAGCGCUCGCCCAUUACAAACUGGUGCACAUUCAUCCGUUUGUUGAUGGCAACGGACGCACCUCACGUCUUCUGAUGAACACGCUCCUUAUGCGCGCGGGCUACCCGCCUGUCAUCAUACCCAAACAGCAGCGGAGCAAAUACUAUCAUUUCCUUAAGCUGGCCAACGAGGGCGACAUUCGGCCCUUUGUGCGUUUCAUUGCCGAUUGCACGGAGAAGACAUUAGACUUGUAUUUGUGGGCCACCAGCGAUCUGCCACAGCAAAUUCCGAUGCUCAUCCAAACGGAGAGCGAGGGCCAUGUCUUAGCUCAGCUGCAGCCGCACAUUGCGCAAAGCAUCCCGGAGCUGCACGAGUCGGGCUCGGAUUCGGGCUCCGGCGCAGAUCCCAUUAGAGUUCCCUGACACCCAAUGCAAAGGCUGACCCAGUGGUUGCUCAAUAUUAUUAGAAGAAUGUAUAUUGUAUUUUGUGAGUUUUAGCAUCAAAUUUUUGUAUAUUUGUAAUUUAUUCAAUAACUAAACAAAGCCGUUUGUCAGACUGUGAUCGUAUUUAAGUUAAAAGAUUUAACCAAAAAUUGUAACAAAAUGCUUUAUUGAGAGCAUGAUAAUAACUAACGCACAAAGGCAAAUAAUAAUGUAUAUACGACUAUCAGUAA